Suillus plorans is the source of this 706-nucleotide messenger RNA. RefSeq lists its product as uncharacterized. The coding region runs from base 48 to 656 and encodes 202 amino acids. The record is from RefSeq and is a predicted model, not a curated record. The transcript is spliced from 2 exons. NCBI's taxonomy places the organism in Eukaryota, Fungi, Basidiomycota, Agaricomycetes, Boletales, Suillaceae.
UGUAUUACAUUCCGUAGAUUACUGAUCUGUAUGUUUAAAUUCCAUCAAUGACUGAGAUACUUAUCUUGAGGCUGGUUCCCUGGACAAGUCUCUCGAUGCACGUGAACGACAUUGUGCCACCACCGACUCGGAAGCGUGCGAAGGGGAGGACACCCAGUACCGUCAUGGCCCCAUCUAUUAGUCGUCCUACUACGGCUUCUUCCCGAGUUUCUGCCUUCCUCCAAAGCUCUCGCAACUACAACUACCUCUAUAUCCACAACUGUUUCAGGCAAGAUACCCCCGCCGAGACAUGCCGUGGUGCUCCAAACGACUCAAUGAGGUCCCAAUGCACCCGCAACACGACCUCCCCAAUUCCAAUUUCCCUUCGUCUCAAUUGUGCUACUAUGCUACCGGGCAAUUGCCUAUGUGGCUUCACAUGCGAAGGCAAGUUAUGCUACAGCCUUUCAAGACUCCCGAGAGCCCGCCCACUUCAAUGCUCGAGCUGGAUAAUGACGACAACGGCGACAAUGAUAACGAGGAGGGCAAAGUCGGUGCGGAUUCAUCGUUUGAUUGUGUUUUUAAUGCGGAUGCGGACGCUCUGGUGGCGACCACGCGGCAGAUGCAUGCAGUUUCUGUGCCGGAGAGCGGUACCGUUGGGGGAGUCCGCACCUUCUUGAUCUUCUCAGGUGACAUCUAUCUGCUCCUCUGCACUCUGCACCUCCCCUAA